Molecule: messenger RNA, 569 nt
Organism: Nicotiana tabacum (common tobacco)
Lineage: Eukaryota; Viridiplantae; Streptophyta; Magnoliopsida; Solanales; Solanaceae
Source: RefSeq, a predicted model, not a curated record
AGAUGCCGACGGCCUUUUCAACACCAAAAUGAGCUAAAUCGUAAAAACCAGUAAAAAAGAGGAAUUGGGAAAUUUCUUGACACACCAUUUUCUCUGAAACCCUAGAGAAUCACUCUCUGUCAUGGAAAAACCCUCAAAUUAGGGUUUGGGUUUUCUUUUCAAUUCUCAACGGCUUUAUCUUCUUAACCAGCAAAGCUAGUACGGAAAGAAUGUCAGUUUCAGGUUUGGAGUUUUUGUACGUUACAGAGGAGUGCAUCAAAGAGUUGAAAAAUGGCAACAGCAGCUUCAAGUUCUCUGAACCACUUCCCACUCUUCGCUUUCUCUAUGAGCUCUGCUCCGUUAUGGUUUGUGGUGAAUUGCCCAUUCAGAAAUGUAAAGUGGCAUUGGAGUCUGUGGAGUUUGUGGAUUAUGCUUCCCAGGAGGAGCUAGGGUCGAGUUUGGCUGAUAUUGUUAGCCAAAUGGCUCAGGAUCUUUUGAUGCCGGGAGAAAAUCGUCAGCGUCUUAUCAAGCUGGUUAGCCAGAGAUUUCUCCCUUUAUUCUUUUGUGUGCCUUAAUCGUGUCUUUUUUUU